This is a messenger RNA of Scophthalmus maximus (turbot), 842 nucleotides long. Its product is annotated as G2/M phase-specific E3 ubiquitin-protein ligase-like. The record is from RefSeq and is a predicted model, not a curated record. The coding region runs from base 65 to 634 and encodes 189 amino acids. The transcript is spliced from 3 exons. Gene Ontology annotation, molecular function: ubiquitin-protein transferase activity. NCBI's taxonomy places the organism in Eukaryota, Metazoa, Chordata, Actinopteri, Pleuronectiformes, Scophthalmidae.
CACAGCAACAACUCUUGAAGAGGCAAGAGAGGCAGUCAGUGACGCAUCAGAGGAACUGUCCCUGAUGGGUUCUCUGCGCUUCCUCAAAACUCUAGAGGAGAGGGAUGAACUGGUGACCGCUGUCCUGGGGUUCUACACUGAGGGUCGAGUCCAUGCUCCCCUUCAGCAGUUCAGAGAGGGCCUCAGCGUCUUCGGUGCUCUGGCUGCAAUGGAGGAGCACUGUGAUGUCCUGGCACCAGUCUUCCUGGCAGACCAGAAAGUGCUGUGUGCCUCAGAUCUGGUUACACUGUUUGUAACACGCAGCUUCUCACUGGCUGGAUCCAACAGGAAAAGAGCGGAGCUAAAAACCAUCGCCUAUUGGAGAGACUGGCUCCUGCAGGUGGAGGAUGGCGCAUCCCCGCUGAGCCUGGGAGAUGUCCUUAUUUUUUCCACUGGACUAGACAAAAUCCCAGCAAUGGGAUUUCCCACACAGCCGGAGCUGGAAUUUCUCCAUCCGGAAGAUGGACCGGCCAUGUUCCCUAUGGCAAAUACAUGUGGACCAGUACUGCGCCUGCCUGUACAGCCAACAUUCCCCAAAUUUGAAAGUGCUAUGGAUAUGGGGAUUGGGGGCGCAAUUCAAUUUGGCAUUCAGUGAAAAAAAUUUCAGCCGUGCUCUCAGUUUUUGUUGUUUCAGUUCCAAAUCUUUUUCAGUUUUUUAUAAAAAAAAUGGGAUUGACAGAAAAAAUGUUGUUGUUGAUUUCCAAUAUAUGUGAUUAAUAAGGUGCAACGUUGUUUUUUCUUUUCUUUUAAAUUCUUGCCCUGUUAUGUAUGUGGCACUGUUAUAGGCUGGCGACCUGUCCAUG